AACACAACAACAUGCUGUCGCUGCUCCUCCGCACCUUCGCCUCCGUCUGCGUCCUCACAGCGCUGGCCCGUGUCUCGGCGGUCACCACGACGACGGUGGUGGGCGUGGCCGGGCGGAGGGUGAUGCUGCCGUGUCGGUCGGAGGAGGUGAGCCAGAGAGGGGCGGAGGUGUGCUGGGGCAAGGGAGAGCCAUCGCUGUUCAACUGCCACAACACUGUGAUCAACACCGCUGGAGCACAGAUCUCAUACAGGAGGUCGUACAGGUACUCUGUAUCCCCAUCCUCCUUCUCUCUGACCAUCUACAACUCUCGUCCGUCAGACUCUGGAUUCUAUCACUGCAGAGUUCAGCUGCCCGGCCCGUUCAACGACCAAACAUCCUCCGUUCACCUCAUCAUCAUCAGCCCUCGCUCCGUGGCCUCUGACGACGGGGACACUGAGAACCUGAACGCACCGCACACACCGACGACUCAGCGCAGGACUGAAGCUGAUGCUGGUUCCAGCACGACACACCUGACAGAGGGAAGAGGAAGUGAUGUCAGCGACACCACAGAGCCAAUGGUGGCGCCGGUUCAGGCGGCCGUCCUGCAGCAGCAGGGAAACAGCCUUCAGACGUUUGUUGGAAACACAGUGAGACUGUCCUUCAUCAUCUUCAUCCCUGCUGUGCUGCUGACUGCUGCUCACAGAAUGUGGAGGCACAGGCAGGGACCAGAGACUGACGGGAGGCUGAACCAAUCAGAGGAGGAGGAGGACGCCUCCGUGUAGACACCUGGGACAGACAGAAAUCAGCCUUUGUCUCUGUCCUGGAGCUAACGUGUAGAGAACUUUCAAACGGGACAUAGUAACAGUCACCUCGCGCAGAGGCUCCGGCCCAGGGGCCCGAGGGGUCUGGGGGCCCCCGGGCCUGUUCAGUAGGCCACCAUCAACCGGUGCAGCUUCUCCAUCUGAAUGUUGUUGGUUCCACCUGUGCUUUCCCCACCCUGAUAAAAUAUCUGCUGCUCAGAGACUCCGAGUCACGUGGAACCAUUAAGACAUGAACGAUCUGAGACAGAGAGACAAACGUGAAGAACACGAUGGACCGAUUCAUAACAGCGAAGAGAAGAACAUCAGGUGACCGCUGGACGGGCUUCAUCCUCUAAAGGGGCCGCGACUGAAAACAGGGCCCAGUUAACCGGCGGUAACUCCUGCAACACUACAGCAAGAAAAUUCACAGCUGGAUCUACAACUGGGAAAAUGCCCGGG
Messenger RNA from Xiphias gladius (swordfish), 1238 nucleotides. RefSeq names its product hepatitis A virus cellular receptor 2 (gene havcr2). The transcript is spliced from 7 exons. NCBI's taxonomy places the organism in Eukaryota, Metazoa, Chordata, Actinopteri, Istiophoriformes, Xiphiidae. The coding region runs from base 12 to 761 and encodes 249 amino acids. The record is from RefSeq and is a predicted model, not a curated record.